This is a messenger RNA of Lindgomyces ingoldianus, 162 nucleotides long. RefSeq lists its product as uncharacterized. The annotation marks the transcript as partial. NCBI's taxonomy places the organism in Eukaryota, Fungi, Ascomycota, Dothideomycetes, Pleosporales, Lindgomycetaceae. The record is from RefSeq and is a predicted model, not a curated record. The transcript has a single exon.
GUGCAGUGCAUUAAUCUCGCUAUACAAGCGAUCCAGAGCGCGACAGCUCGCGAUGCAAAGGAUUGGGCACCUUUAUUCCGUAGUGCUGAUGUGAGGUUCGAACUGGGAGAUAUUACGAAUCCGCCUGGGUCAAACCCAUGCUUGAGAUAUGCAACGUGGUAA